This is a messenger RNA of Nelumbo nucifera (sacred lotus), 1523 nucleotides long. RefSeq names its product glycerol-3-phosphate acyltransferase 9-like. Gene Ontology annotation, cellular component: endoplasmic reticulum. The record is from RefSeq and is a predicted model, not a curated record. Gene Ontology annotation, biological process: triglyceride biosynthetic process. Gene Ontology annotation, molecular function: glycerol-3-phosphate O-acyltransferase activity. Lineage: Eukaryota; Viridiplantae; Streptophyta; Magnoliopsida; Proteales; Nelumbonaceae.
GUGGGUUCUGAAAGGGAGGCAAAUCUCCGUGGUGGAGGAAGCAAAACACUCGUUGAAGAAGAAAUUACCUAAAAUUGAGUGAGUGAGCUCAACCCAUCGAGUUCGAAGAUGGACUUGGAUCGACCAAACAUAGAGGAAUAUUUACCUUCAGAAGCCAUUCAAGAGUCUAACGAGAAGCUUCACUUGCGUGAUUUGCUCGACAUUUCGCCUACUCUAACCGAGGCUGCUGGUGCCAUUGUUGAUGAUUCUUUCACUCGUUGUUUCAAGUCAAAUCCGUCAGAACCUUGGAAUUGGAAUGUAUAUUUAUUUCCACUUUGGUGCUUUGGAGUGGUGGUAAGAUAUGGGAUUCUUUUUCCUGUUAGAGUUCUAGUGUUAACAAUUGGGUGGAUAAUAUUCCUUUCAUCCUUCAUUCCUGCACAUUUCCUAUUGAGAAGUCAUGAUAAGUGGAGGAAGAAGAUAGAGAGAUAUCUGGUGGAGUUAAUAUGCAGCUUCUUUGUUGCAUCAUGGACUGGGGUUGUCAAAUAUCAUGGGCCACGGCCAAGCAUGCGACCCAAGCAGGUUUUUGUGGCCAAUCAUACUUCCAUGAUAGAUUUUAUUGUUUUAGAACAGAUGACUGCAUUUGCUGUAAUUAUGCAGAAGCAUCCUGGAUGGGUUGGGCUUUUGCAAAGCACUAUUUUGGAGAGUGUAGGUUGUAUCUGGUUCAAUCGUGCAGAAGCAAAGGACCGUGAAAUUGUAGCAAGAAAGUUAAGAGACCACAUUCAAGGGGUUGACAACAAUCCUCUUCUUAUAUUUCCAGAAGGAACAUGUGUAAAUAACCACUAUACAGUCAUGUUCAAGAAGGGUGCAUUUGAACUUGGAUGCACUGUUUGUCCAAUAGCAAUCAAGUACAAUAAAAUUUUUGUUGAUGCCUUCUGGAAUAGUAAGAAGCAAUCUUUUACCAUGCACUUACUGCACCUUAUGACUUCAUGGGCUGUUGUUUGUGAUGUUUGGUAUUUGGAGCCGCAAAAUAUUAGACCUGGAGAGACACCCAUAGAAUUUGCAGAGAGGGUACGAGACAUAAUUUCUGUUCGAGCAGGUCUUAAAAAGGUUCCAUGGGAUGGAUAUUUGAAAUAUUCUCGUCCUAGCCCCAAACACAGAGAAAGAAAGCAACAAAGGUUUGUAGAGUCGGUAUUGCAGCGCUUGGAGAAAAAGGGAAAAUGAAAGACAUCUCGCAGCAAUUAAAAAAAAAAAAACUCCACGAUUAUUUUUUUCUUAUUGUCCUUAAAUAGUUUUUCGGAAUUUCAGAUGUUCAUUUCAUUCUUCGGAAGACUUAAUUGAUAUUCUUGUAUAAUUUAGGUGUACAUUGAAGUUAGGAUUCACAGAAUUUAUUAUUAUUAUUUUUUAUGACAGGCAAGGAUUCAGAAUUAUUAUGCCGUGUGGAAAUUAAACGGUGAUUCUCCCAUUAAGAAUCCCUUGUUUCCUAUUUUUUACACUUUUAAAAAAGAACAGGAUGCUUGAGGGUAACGGGAGUUUUGGCAAGAUAA